AUCAGCCACUUGAUAUGGGUGUCCAGGCAGACUGCUUUCCCACAUCCUACCAAAAGCCAUCAUGGUGGGGUUUUGCCCUCGCCACUCCGAGAUCAUGCAGAAGCUACUUGAUUCGGGCGCUGAUAUCAAUCUCUGUCCUGACAAACUUGAUCUGGCGUGCGACGUUCCUCUUUUGGCAGCUAUUUUGGGCGAUCAUCAGUCCAUCAUCACCACGCUGCUUGAAGCUGGGGCUGAUGUGGACCUCAGUGCAAAGCGUUACGGUACCCAUCUCCAACCAGUUUCCUUGUGCGGAUAUGAAAGCACCGUUUGAUUACUACUCUGCGCAGGCGCCAGAAUCGACAAGUGAGGCAGCUCACUAAGAGCUCUCGCGCUUGCCGCCAGCAACGGUCACAUUGACGUCGUAAAGGCACUGCUGCACGCAGGUGCCGACAUUGAAGGCGUUACAGAAGAGAGGCAUGAAACUCCGCGUGUGUGGAAAUACUUGCUGGGAAAAAUGCAAUUGUUCAGCUGCUCGUUGCUCGAGGUGCUGAUACAAGAGGCCGCAGCUUGUACGAAGUAUAGGAAGAUGCCUCCAAAGAGCGUGAGAAGAACUCGCUGUCAAUACGGGACUUGGCGAAGACCUUGAUCAAUAAGUCUAAUCCCCAGAUGUUUGU
This is a messenger RNA of Macroventuria anomochaeta, 653 nucleotides long. RefSeq lists its product as uncharacterized. Gene Ontology annotation, molecular function: protein binding. The coding region runs from base 62 to 310 and encodes 82 amino acids. The transcript has a single exon. NCBI's taxonomy places the organism in Eukaryota, Fungi, Ascomycota, Dothideomycetes, Pleosporales, Didymellaceae. The record is from RefSeq and is a predicted model, not a curated record.